Messenger RNA from Bufo bufo (common toad), 1713 nucleotides. It is a transcript of the gene TTLL2, whose product is annotated as tubulin tyrosine ligase like 2. Lineage: Eukaryota; Metazoa; Chordata; Amphibia; Anura; Bufonidae. The transcript has a single exon. Gene Ontology annotation, cellular component: cilium. The record is from RefSeq and is a predicted model, not a curated record. Gene Ontology annotation, molecular function: tubulin-glutamic acid ligase activity; tubulin binding. Bases 1 to 1713 code for a protein of 570 amino acids. Gene Ontology annotation, biological process: microtubule cytoskeleton organization; protein polyglutamylation.
AUGGCAGAGGGGGACGAUGAAGAAUACAUGUCAAAAGCUCUAGUGUUUCGUCUUCAUGUCAGCGCUCCACGAGUUGUACGGGAGGUAUUACUGGAACGUGGCUGGGAGGAAUUUGAUGAAGGGAAGCAAAGUGAAACAGAGUGGAACCUGUACUGGAGAACAUCAGCAUUCCCAACAUCUAACCAUGAUAACAUACAGCCAUGGCAACGGCUUAAUCAUCACCCCCGGACGGCACAGAUGACGAAGAAAGACUGCUUGGCCAGACAUUUAAAACGGAUGAAAGGAAUAUAUGGAUCUUCUUACUUUGAGUUUAGCCCUGAUGUGUUUAUUUUACCUAAUGACUACACAAAGUUCUUGGCUGAAUAUACCAAAGAAAGACAUGAGAAAAAAACUAGUUAUUGGAUCUGUAAGCCAAUUGACAUGUCAAGAGGCAGGGGGAUAUUCAUUUUCCAAGACAUUAAGGAUUUGGCUUAUGACUCCAUUGUCAUUGUACAGAAAUAUAUCACAAACCCAUUACUAAUAUCUGGCUAUAAAUUUGACCUACGUAUUUAUGUGUGUGUUACAUGUUUCUGCCCACUAACUAUAUAUAUCUACCAAGAAGGACUAGUCAGAUUCGCAACAGAGAAGUUCAGUCUCAGCUCACUUGAUAAUAUAUUUGCUCAUCUAACUAACACCAGUAUUAACAAACACAGCAUGUCCUACUCGGCAGGCAAGGAGAGGGUCGGAAGUGGAUGCAAGUGGACACUUGGUCAGUUUCGAUCUUAUCUCCGCAAUUUAGAAGUUGACGAUGUUUUACUGUGGCAAAGAAUCUAUAAUAUAGUGACAAUGACCAUAUUAUCAAUUGCUCCAUCCAUACCCCAAUAUCCUAACUGCUUUGAGCUUUUUGGUUUUGACAUUCUCAUUGAUGAUGCACUGAAACCAUGGCUGUUAGAGGUGAACUAUAGCCCUGCAUUGUCUUUAGAUUGCCCUAAUGAUGUAACUGUGAAAAAAAGUCUUAUAAAUGACAUUAUUGAUCUUCUUAACUACAAAUCUUCUGAUUGGCAAAGAGACAACAGCAAAGAAGCACGAAACACAUCUGAUUUCUUUCAGUCUUCUACAAAAAGAAAGAAAAAUAACAUUGAGCAGAGCUCUGCUGAAUUUAAAAAAAGCAAUUCGAUAACAAAUUGUAACUUGAAAGAAAAAUGUGAUCACUUGGAGAGUCCUAGAAGUGCUUCUUGUCAAAAUUACAGACCGUACAAUGAUAGGGAAGGAACAUUAGUCCAAAAGGGACUCAGUUGGGAUUGCAAUUUCAUGGAAAAUUCUUUACCAGGAUCAACCGAAGAUAGCGUGAACGGUGAAGUUGUGUCAAGUGGGAAGACAACAAUGAGUCCUCGAAAGACACUGACUUCUAGACUACGAGAAAAAAUGAAUAUGCCCAAAAGAUUAGGUGCUUCAAAACUGCCAUUAGUUCUAAGCACUUCAAAAGCCAAGGCUGGUGUAAACAAUGUAAUGAAGUAUCCACAGUGGAGGCCCACUGACAAUCCUCUUUUUCCUUUAUACUACAUUUUGAAUGCAAACCAAAUGCCACCUGCUCGUGUAGGUGAUUUUCUCCUCAUCUUCCCUUUCAACCAACCUUCCUUUCGUGCAUCAAAAAACGGAGCAGAUGUCAAAAUCAUAAUUCAAGAAAUGUUUAAAAUAAUGCAGAAAAUGUCAACAAAUAUAAAGGUCGCCUAA